Molecule: messenger RNA, 2037 nt
Organism: Nicotiana attenuata
Lineage: Eukaryota; Viridiplantae; Streptophyta; Magnoliopsida; Solanales; Solanaceae
Exons: 3
Coding region: 1-2037 (678 amino acids)
Biological process (GO): DNA integration
Molecular function (GO): zinc ion binding; methyltransferase activity; nucleic acid binding
Source: RefSeq, a predicted model, not a curated record
AUGGUCAUCUCCUGGAUCCUUAAUGUUCUCUCAAAAGAUAUUGCAGAUAGUGUCAUUUAUUCCAAAACUGCAAAAGAGCUUUGGGACAGCCUUGAGCAGAGAUUUGGGAGAUCAAAUGGAGCUAAGCUCUAUCACCUGCAAAAAGAAUUAUCAGGAUUAGUACAGGGAAAUAGUGAUAUUGCAGGAUAUUUCACUAAGUUCAAGCGUUUGUGGGAUAAAUUGGAUGCUUUGAAUGUCAUUAUAUGCUGCUCUUGUGUUUGUGUUUGUAAAGGAAAGGCAAAGUUAACUAAGUCAUUAGAAGAUCAGAGGUUGAUCCAAUUUCUAAUGGGACUAAAUGACAUCUAUGCACAAGCAAGAGGAAGCAUCCUCAUGAUGAAUCCUUUGCCUAGCAUGGAUGUUGCUUAUUCACUUCUCUUACAGGAUGAAAAUCAAAGGAAGUCUAUGCAAAUGCACAUUAUAACUCUCAAUCAGUAUCAUUCAUGGCAGCAGGAGAGAACAAAAAGACAAGGGAAGAACCAUCAGAAGUUCAGAAACCAGACACAAAGGGGAGCAGGCAUAGGACCCAAAUUUAACAACUCUGGACAGAAGUUUAUUAAGCCUCAGCAGAAGUUCAAAUCAAAGAAGAAAUACAAUCCAAAUGUGUCAUGUACUUAUUGUGGAAAAACAGGACAUACACAGGAGGAUUGCUACAGAAUCAUUGGUUUUCCUGAUGAUUUUGAGUUCACAUAUCACAAAGCAUAUCAGAACCAGAUUAAGGGAAAUGCAGUGGUGGCAAAUGAAGAGCAUGAAAGCCCAGCAGGACAAGGAAAUGAACUUAAUGGGAAUAAUUUUGGUCAGCAACUCAGCAAAGAGCAGGUUGCAGAAAUGAUGCACAUCUAUAAGCAAGCAAAAAUGGCACAGGCAGGAAAUACAGGAAUCAAUGCUAAUUCAGUAGCAGGUACUAUUCUGAAGUACUCAGGGUCAGUUUUCACUAGUUUAAAAUCAGACACUUGGAUCAUAGAUUCAGGUGCCUCAGAGCAUAUGUGUUUUGAUCCUAAUUCUUUCUUGUUUUUGUAUCCACUCCCUGUACCUUUGAACAUCAGUUUACCUAACUCUUUCAAGGUGAUUGUUACUCACAUAGGGAGCAUUUCUAUUCUGCCUGGUCAUAUUCUGAACAAUGUAUUGCAUGCUCCAAAAUUCAAGUAUAAUUUGUUAUCAGUUCAUAGGUUUUGUGUUCAAUUCAAAUAUGAUGUGCUUUUCACAUCUGUUGAGUGUGUGUUGCAGGGCCUUUCAAUGAAGAGUCCUCAAGCUUUUGGUGAAGUUAGAGAAGGGCUUUACUUAUUGGAACCAAGUAGUAUUAAGUCUAAAGGUUUAUUCAUUAGUGAUGUACUUUCAAUUCCAAAAGGAAGAAAUUCCAUUUCAGAGUCUGUUUCUUUUCCUAGUCCAGUCCUAGUCAAUACUGUUUCAGAUGUUAAGCUUUGGCAUGUAAGAUUGGGUCACCUCCCAUUUUCAGCAAUGAAACAUUUAGAUUUCCUUCAUUGUAAAUCUAAUUCUGAUUUUGUUUGUGAUGUGUGUCCUAAGGCUAGGCAAACCAGAAUUCCUUUCCCUAGACAAUUCAACGAGAAGGUGAAAGUGAUAAGAUCUGACAAUGCACUGGAACUGGGAAAGGGGACACAAGAGGCAGCUUUCCUAGCCUCUCAAGGAAUUCUACAUCAAUUGUCUUGUGUAGCAACUCCCCAACAAAAUGGAGUUGUUGAAAGGAAACAUAGACAUCUCUUGGAGACUGCAAGAGGUUUGAUGUUUCAAUCAAAGUUACAUAUGUCAUAUUGGGGAGAGUCUAUCCUAACUGCCACACAUCUUAUUAAUAAGAUGCCUUCCAGUGUUCUCAAAGGCAAAACACCAUAUGAGGUCUUGUUUCAGAAGAAGCCUAAGUAUGAUUAUUUAAGGAAUUUUGGAUGUCUUUGUUAUGCUUCAACAUUAGCACAGGAAGAGGAAAGUUUGAUGAGAGAGCAACAGCCUGUGUUUUGCUUGGAUACCCCUUCAUCAAAAAGGAUAUAA